CACUUUGAAUGUCCUAUCUGUGGGAAAAGCUUUCGUAAUAAUUCCUAUCUGGUGACACACCAGAGGACUCACACAGGAGAGAAACCCUUUGAAUGUCCUGAUUGUGGAAAAAGUUUUAAUCUGAGUUCCAGUCUGGUGAUACACCAGAGGACUCACACGGGAGAGAAACCCUUUGAAUGUCCUAUCUGUGGGAAAAGCUUUAGUAAUAAUUCCAAUCUGUUGAGACACAAGAGGACUCACACAGGAGAGAAACCCUUUGAAUGUCCUAUCUGUGAGAAAAGCUUUAGUAAUAAUUCCUAUCUGGUGAUACACCAGAGGACUCACACAGGAGAGAAACCCUUUGAAUGUCCUAUCUGUGGGAAAAGCUUUAGAAAUAAUGACUAUCUGUUGAGACACCAGAGGAUUCACACAGGAGAGAAACCCUUUAAAUGUCCUGAUUGUGGAAAAAGUUUUAAUCUGAGUUCCAGUCUGGUGAUACACCAGAGGACUCACACGGGGGAGAAACCCUUUGAAUGUCCUAUCUGUGGGAAAAGCUUUAGUAAUAAUUUCUGUCUGGUGACACACCAGAGCACUCACACAGGAGAGAAACCUUUUGAAUGUCCUAUCUGUGGGAAAAGCUUUAGUAAUAAUUCCAAUCUAUUGAGACACCACAGGAUUCACACAGGAGAGAAACCUUUUGAAUGUCCUGAUUGUGGAAAAAGUUUUAAUCUGAGUUCCAGUCUGGUGAUACACCAGAGGACUCAUACGGGAGAGAAACCCUUUGAAUGUCCUAUCUGUGGGAAAAGCUUUAGUAAUAAUUCCAAUCUGUUGAGACACCAGAGAACUCACACAGGAGAGAAACCCUUUGAAUGUCCUGAUUGUGGGAAAGGUUUCUGUCAGAAUUCCAGGUUGGUUAGACACCAGAGGACUCACACAGGAGAGAAGCUAUUUUAAUGACUUAUCUGUGGGAAAAGUUUCAUUAAGAAUUCCAUCCUGUUGAGACAUCAGAGGACUCACCCAGGAGAGAACCCCUUUGAAUGUCCUGACUGGGAAAACUUUCAUUAAGAAUUCCAGCCUGGUGAGACACCAGAGGACUCACACCGUGGAAAAAUCUUUGAAAUGUCCCCUCUGUGGACAUUACUUCGAGCACAAACCAUUCCUUAUUGCACACAAGGCAAACAUGUCAUGAUAUUAGAUGGGAAGAUGAAA
Molecule: messenger RNA, 1188 nt
Organism: Thamnophis elegans (Western terrestrial garter snake)
Lineage: Eukaryota; Metazoa; Chordata; Lepidosauria; Squamata; Natricidae
Product: zinc finger protein 572-like
Exons: 2
Source: RefSeq, a predicted model, not a curated record